UCUUCCAUGCACUCAAUUGCCUUGAUAGUACUACCAUCCAUUCACACAACACAGUCUCAGCUCACACAGGUGUGUGCCCGACGCGCUGCUGUAAUUUCACCUGUUUCUCUUUAUCUGAGCGGUGGACUUACUUUGUAGUCUGCAGUUUGGUGAAACACAGCAUUACUGCAUGUUCAAUAUGGUGACCCUAAAAAAUUAACUAACUGCAACCAGUGAAAACAUGCACGCAAACUGUAAAACGUGCACUGAUGACUACUUACAACUAUCAAACCUGCAAAAGUGUGGCAGUGCGAGUGUUCUCUCGUGUGUACCGAAGGUGGAAUUAUUGUCUCUCUAGCCUUGUGAGCCUUUACUCUUAAACAAGGGAAAAUCUUUAUCUGAAAUCGUGUUUUUAGUUUGCCGUUCACGAAUUCAAUAUUUUUCCUUCACUGUCAGACUGUCAAAUGUGGUUCAUGUGUUUGGAAAGCUCGACCUUUUCUUAAACAUAACCAAGCAGGUUUAAGUAAGCAAACUGCAAAUAAAAGCUAAAAAGGAAAAAGACCUUCUGAAAGAAAGCUUCUCUAGUCGAUGCAUGUUGUGAAAAAAAAAAACUAUUUUAAGCUACAACUACAAAAGCAGCAGCAGUAGUUCCUACUUCUGUGUAAGUUUAUACACAGUGGAUUGUAGUAGCUAACAUCUCCAUCACCUGAAAGUAGCCAUAUUUGAAUCACUACAUGCUGCACACAGCUUUUAUACCAUUUCCAAAGAGCAAAAUGCUUCACAACUUUUCAUCUGUUGCUGGGAACACUGGGUGGAUGUAAAGUGGUUACAUGAUAAUUCACUAUGAACCUGCCAAAAGUCAAAGACUGAGUGCUUAGAGAAUGUGCCACUCAACUGGGGAAGUCAUUGUUGUGAAAGUCUUAACUUUGACCCAAUGCAAGGACUUCUGCAUUAAAUAAAACUCAAAGGCUGACGUCUGUCUGCUAACAUAAGUGUUAACAUCUGCAUGUGUGUGCUAUGGACAAGUCUCUACCUCGUCCCUACAGCUGCAGGAAUGCAUUGAAUGAGCUACUGAAGUGCUGUAGACGACUCUGUUUUGAGAAAUGUAAAGCCAGAGAUAUCAACAACCUUGCCCUACCUUCAACACCAACCAGUGGCAGCAGAUGGCCCCGCCCCUCCCUGUACCUGGUUCUGCUAGAGGUUACUUCCUGUUAAAAGGGAGUUUUUCCUUCCCACUGUGGCCAAGUGCUUGCUCGUGGAGGGGUCAUCUGAUUGUUGGAGUUUUCUCUCUAUUGUAGGGUCUUUGUUAAUUUAUUAGCUUCUAAUUAAAUAGACAGCCAGAUGAUUUUGUGACUCUCAUGUUAGCGCAUCUGGUCCAGUGUGUUUCUGUGUGCAUUUGUCUUUUUCUGGGCUUCAUUGGUGUGGUUUUCUGCGCUUUUUUUUUUGCAGGCCGUUAAUAACGCCUCUAAAUGCAGCUGCGAGUUAUCAAAAAACACAUUCAAAUGAAAAACUGAUAUCAGCAUUCUGUUUGUGUGUUUGUGUAUUUUGUGUGAGUGAAUGAGUUUCCAGCUUCACUGCCGAUUUGGAAAAAUGUGCCAAUCUGAAGAUAAUUGAAGUAAGAUUGUUGUCAAAGCAGUCAGAUGUGAGCAGUUUAUUAAAAAAAAGCAUUAUCUAAAUAUGUUUUGAAAAGCUCUGAGUUAUUGGGGGGGGGGAAUUUUGUUCUUACAUCAGUUAGUAUUCCUCCAAGCAGACUGAUCACUGAUAUAAAUUUGUUGCUGUGUAUCUCUGGCAGAUAUGUACCGUCUGGAGUUAGCUGGAGGCCUCGGGGUCAUAUUGCUGCUGCUGGGAGUCCUAACCGCACUUUAUAAAUGUUACAACCUGGAGAUCAUGCUCUGCUACAGGAGACACUUUGGGAGUGAUGAAACUGAAGAUGAUAAUAAGGAGUAUGAUGCCUAUCUGUCCUAUACUAAAGUGGACCUCGACUCAUUGGGCAGCAGGACGAGCAGCGACGAGGAAACAUUUGCUUUGGAGAUCUUGCCGGAUGUUUUGGAGAAACAUUAUGGAUACAAGCUGUUUAUACCAGACAGAGAUUUAAUACCCAGCAGUAGUAAGUAUAAAUCUGUGUAUCUACCUACACACAUGCACACACACACUCUCUCUCUGCGUAACUCCAAUCCCCGCUACCCAGAAUUCAUCUCUCUGUCAGAAUAAAUAAGAACAUAUGUGGAUCUUCAUCAUAACACACUUACAGCCACACACAUAUCUAUGUCAGCUCUCAGAUGUACGCCACAUGUACCACAUGCCUUACCACAAUUUCAUUUAUUUGUUCACAAACACACACGUACGCACACACGUGCAUGCAUGCUUGUACCCUCUCACAAUUUGUCAUCAUUUCUUGGCUCCUGUGUCACUCUGUC
Molecule: messenger RNA, 2396 nt
Organism: Haplochromis burtoni (Burton's mouthbrooder)
Lineage: Eukaryota; Metazoa; Chordata; Actinopteri; Cichliformes; Cichlidae
Product: interleukin-1 receptor accessory protein-like 1-A
Exons: 3
Coding region: 1774-2190 (138 amino acids)
Biological process (GO): signal transduction
Source: RefSeq, a predicted model, not a curated record